AUGAGGGCCAUCCAAGUUCUAGGAAGCAAGACAUCACCCGAGAUAUUCUUGAAUCAAUCUUUACCCAAGCCUGCACCUCAAAAAUCGGGCAUCUUGAUACAAGUCACUGCCGCCGGUGUCACCGGCGACGAGAUCCUCUGGCCCGAGCUUUACGAGACUCCCUCACGAAUACCAGGGCACGAACUAUCCGGGACGAUAUCCGAACUUGGCCCAGAGUAUCGCGGAUCUCUGGUAGUCGGACAGGAAGUCUUUGCCUUCACCGCGGCAGAUCGCGGGCAAUGCCACGCCGAGUACGCCAUCUGCUCUGCAAACGAGGUUGCUCCCAAGCCUGCGUCCAUCUCCCAUCUCGAAGCGGCAGCGCUCCCGAUCCCGCUUCUGACUGCAUUCGAGGCAAUCUUGGACCAUGGAAAGGUCAGACCCGGCAUAAGGGUUCUUGUCAGGGGAGCUUCCGGCGCGGUGGGCAGAAUUGGUGUCCAGCUGGUCGCCCGGCUUGUCGAGAGCCAUGCGAUCGCCUUGGCUUCUCUCAAAAACCACGAUGCUGUGCGGAAUCUUGGCGCUGACGAGGUGAUCGACUACGCCUCAACUAGCUGGGAAUCAAAGGUCGAUGCCGUGGAUGUCGUCUUCGAUACUGUCGGCGGAACAGUCCUGAAGAAAUCUUGGCAGACUGUGAAAGAGGACGGGUUGAUCGUCACUCUUGGAGACCCGCCUCCGCCCUGGGCAUUCCAGGAUUGUCGGCCUGACGAGGCUUCCAGUCGACCCAAUGUGCGGUACAAAUACUUCAUCGUGGCUCCUAAUGCCGAGCGGCUUCGUCAAGCUUCAGAAAUGAUCGAUGCCGGCUCGCUCAGGCCUUUUAUGGUGAAGUCAUUCGGUUAUGAAGAAGCACAGAACGCUUGGGCGUAUGCAAGACAACGAUGUCGAGAGAAGAAGGCUGUGAUUUGUUUCUUGUAA
This is a messenger RNA of Colletotrichum graminicola M1.001, 948 nucleotides long. Its product is annotated as zinc-binding dehydrogenase. Lineage: Eukaryota; Fungi; Ascomycota; Sordariomycetes; Glomerellales; Glomerellaceae. Gene Ontology annotation, molecular function: oxidoreductase activity. The transcript has a single exon. The coding region runs from base 1 to 948 and encodes 315 amino acids. The record is from RefSeq and is a predicted model, not a curated record.